Molecule: messenger RNA, 603 nt
Organism: Acaulospora morrowiae
Lineage: Eukaryota; Fungi; Glomeromycota; Glomeromycetes; Diversisporales; Acaulosporaceae
Source: the annotation of a GenBank genome assembly
AUGUUGCCUUCUGGUGCGCUUGUCCUAAAUAGAAUGCCAUACUUUGACAGGUUACCCAAAAAGUUGACAGAGAAGUCGCACAGGUCACACGUGAAAGCGGAGGACGCCAUUUUGACAAAUGUGCCUUCCCAAUUAUUCCAAAUAUGGAUGAGAGAAAUACAUAGAGAAUUAUUGGCGCGCGUGGCGCUUCGCGUUGAGGAAAUGAUCACGAAAUGUACAGUAUGUGCUUUUCUGCCUACGCCUCUUACUGUUAAUCAUACAUUUGUGACAUGUACCGAGGUUACCCGACAUCGUCUCUCAACUAGAUCAAUGAAUCCAAAUUUAUCCCGAGCAUUUCUAAAAUCGCAUAACCACGAAUGGAAUGUCUUCUGGUGCCACAAUCGUCUCACUUUCGGGGAUACUCUAAUUCCAAAAAGGGAAUCUAGCCAAUUUAAAGUAUGUCAAAGAGAUCCUAAUCAUGAACAUUCUAAUUUGAAAUUGCCAAAAUGUAACACGAUUACGGACACCGGAACCCAAAGUGGGAUCUAUUUUCUCGUAGAAUUGGGAAUUUCAUACAUCAAACCGAUAAUGCAUCAAAAAUGUCAGCUAUCAUUCAUGCUUUAG